Molecule: messenger RNA, 1446 nt
Organism: Rhizopus microsporus ATCC 52813
Lineage: Eukaryota; Fungi; Mucoromycota; Mucoromycetes; Mucorales; Rhizopodaceae
Exons: 4
Coding region: 1-1446 (481 amino acids)
Source: RefSeq, a predicted model, not a curated record
AUGAAGAACCGUAUGCCCACGCUUCCAGUGUCAAAAGUCAGCUUGAAUAAUGGACCUUUCAAAAUUCUACCUGUCUUAAGGCAUAUUCUAGAACAGUAUGAAAAUUUGCAUAUGGCACAACCUUCUCCAAUUGACAAAGACAAUGCCAGCAAGUUCGUACCUCCCAGACUUUUUAGUUUGUUUCCGAAUCCCGGGUUGGGCUGGCGAUUUAUAAAGGUCGACGCUCAGAACCUCACAGGCAUUCUCCCCGAGGCAAAACAAGAAAAGCAAAUCAACGAGUCUCCAUUUGAUCAUAACCAAAGACAGUUCUUCCAAAUGUUUGAUUUUAAAAAGCUAGGAUUUCGAAGUUGGGAAGAGCUCAAAAAUAUGCCCGAGCAAAGAGGAAGGAUGUUUCUUAAUGGAAUGUACACCGAUGAUUAUACAUGUAGUGUCUUGUUCUGUAGAAAGGUGCUUCUGUCGUCAGUAGCAUAUGGUGUUUCUCUAGAACUGAGUGAUUUUACGACCGACGAAGUAGAUAAAUAUUUUCGUCCAUGUACUGUGGACCCAGGAAGAAAGGAUGCCUUUGUCUCUUAUCACGGUGGCACCGACAUACGCCGUCUGUCCUCUGCUGAGUACUACAGUAUGAGUGGAACUGUAAACCGCCAGAAAGCACAACAAGGUCGUAAACAAAGCUUAGGUAUCGAAAGCAUUGAAACAAAUAUACCUUCGCCAAAAACUGCAUCCACUCAACGAUACAUGCUAUAUAUAACUUAUAUAUUGCAACACAUGGACUCCCUAUUUAACUUUUACAAUUUUGAGACUACAAAGCUAAAAUGGCUAAACUAUAUUGGGUCACAAGAGGUCAUUCAAGAAAGCGUAAAUAUACUGUUGAAUGGUGGCAAGAAAUACAACAAAUCACGAAGAAAAAAUACAAAGAAGAACAGAAAAAAAAAGGAGAAAAGCUCGAAGACCUGCGGAACACACGCCUCAUAUCACACUAUCAGAAAGAACAAAACCCGUUUUGAAGAAGGUGACCGCAAAAAAAAGCCUCUUGUUAUCUUUGAUGAUGGUCUAAAAAAUAAAGGCCAUAUCAAGUUUAAAGGACUUCGACGUGGCGUCUCCAACAAGAUUUACAGACAGCUAAAGCGCAGAGAGGGACUUGGAGAGUUGUUACUUCUCGAUAUCAAUGAAUUCAAGACUUCCAAGGCUAGUACCUGCAACUCUUGCUUAAGCCAAGACCUUCAGAAUCUAAAAUGUGGAGAAGGUGAUGACAUCAAAAAAAUCCAUCAAGUAUUAAAGUGCAACACUUGUAAUAUUUUUUGGAACCGUGAUGUUAUGGCAGCCAAGAACAUGUUGACUAUUUCACGUUGUAUUUGGAAUGGUCAAGGUCGACCUAAUGUCUUCAAAAGACAACUCACCACCUCCAAUGUGGUUGCCUCAUCCCACUCCGGUGGAGCGCUGGCUUAA